Messenger RNA from Psylliodes chrysocephalus, 6816 nucleotides. NCBI's taxonomy places the organism in Eukaryota, Metazoa, Arthropoda, Insecta, Coleoptera, Chrysomelidae. The record is from the annotation of a GenBank genome assembly.
CUUAACAGCGGUAAAUAAUUCAACUACUAUCAUCGAGAGUUGCUGCAUUCUCGCGAUUUCGAUCCCUUCGAUUACGCGUUUGCACUUUUUCGCGUGUUUUACUUCGAUCGCGCAAAUAUUUAACUGUAAUAUACCGGGAUCUAUAAAUGUUUGAGUUUCGUAUCGCUUGAGAAAAUUUACUUGGCAAUUUUUCGUGGGAAAAUCGUACUGUGUUUAUAUACCUAUUCUUUUGCUGCCCAUUAAAAUGAAAAUGACACGAUUACAUGCCGACGCUACAGAAAUUAAUUACUUAACAAAAAACGUACCAUACACAGUCAAUAUUCUAUAAACAUCGACAAUUCCUAUAAAUAAAUAACCAGCUAUAAACAACUGAACAAUAAUCCGAAUGUAUUCAAUGUCACUCGAGUCAUAAUAAAUUAUUUAUUUUCGAAAAAAUGGUCGAUUUAAAAAACGAGCCGAGUUCGGCUACCAAAAAAACGCGCGGAAUUUCCAUGACGAUGGUGAAAAAUUGGUUGAGUAUGUCGGAAAAGCGCAGCGUUCCGCAGGAGCCGCAACCCUUUCAAAAGAUGCCCGAAAGCUUUUUGAGAUCGCUCAGAAGGAGAUCGUUGAGGAUUAAACGGAGUAAAUCAUUUAUUUUGAAUGAAAAACGAAAAUCUGAUUCGUUCGUGAAUUCCCAAGAAUGGACUCUAUCGCGUACGGUGCCCGAUUUGCGAUUAGGCAUCGUGGGCUCUCUGUCUUCGGGCAAGUCGGCCCUGGUUCAUCGUUACCUUACAGGAUCGUACAUGCAAGAAGAAUCGCCGGAAGGUGGUCGCUUCAAGAAAGAAAUCGUCGUCGACAAUCAGAGUUACCUUUUAUUAAUUAGAGAUGAGGGUGGACCUCCAGAAUUACAGUUUACUGCCUGGGUGGAUGCCGUCAUAUUCGUGUUCAGUCUCGAAAACGAAUCGUCCUUUAACGCCAUUUUCAAUUACUACACAAAAAUGUCACAUUACAGAAAUACCGCAGAAAUUCCGUUAAUCCUAGUCGGCACGCAAGACGCAAUAAGUGAGAAUAAUCCUCGUGUGAUUGAUGAUUCCCGUGCAAGAAAAUUAGCGAAUGAUCUGAAGAGGUGUACAUAUUACGAAACUUGCGCUACUUACGGGCUUAAUGUAGAACGCGUUUUUCAAGAUGCAUGUCAAAAAAUAGUUCAACAAAGGCUGUCGGCAUCAACAUUGUGUUUAACGCCCACGAAUUCGAGGCCUUCUACGCCGAAUAACCAUUAUUACCCAGGCUCGAUGUCCGUUCAAAGGCAUUUGUUGCAAGGCAAUAAUGGGUACUCUCAACUGGGACAGUCCCAACCACAUAUGUCUCCUGGACAUAAUCAUACCCUCUGUCAUAAGGAACCUCCUAAUCCUCAAACUAUCGAUCUACGGCAAGUUCACACUUUAAAAUCCAAUACUUCUCAUUUUAUUCAUCGAGAAGGAGCUGACAAUAAAGAACUGGUCUAUAAAUCUUCCGAUGAAAAAUGGAACUCAUCAACAUCUACAAUUGGCAGCCAUGCUUCAUCUCAAGGUGUUGUGGUGCAUACGGAAAAUAACAAUGUAACGAAAUUCGCGGCUCCUCACUCUUUAGAUAAUCUUCAAAACGUUCAUAAUAGUAGUUCGAAAGAUAACAAAGAUUUACCGACGCCGAAUUCUACACCAACGACGUCCAGAAAGAAUCGUCGAAGAUCGAAUCUUUUUACGCCCAGUAAAAAAGGUGAUGAUAAAUUGAAGAACGGUGGCGAUUUUGGAAGUGGACGGGCUAUUCCUCUAAAGCAAGGCUACUUGUAUAAAAGGAGCAGCAAACCUUUAAACAAAGAAUGGAAAAAGAAGUACGUAACUUUGUGCGACGAUGGUCGGUUGACGUAUCAUCCCAGCCUUCACGACUACAUGGACGAUGUUCAUGGCAAAGAAAUUUCCUUACAGUACGUGACAGUAAAAGUUCCCGGUCAGAAACCCCGAGGAUCUAAAUCGAUUAUAACGGUAGCAGGAGGAGGUCAUCACAAUGUUAUUAACGAAGGAUUAGGAGGAUUAUCGCUUGCAGGCAAAGAAAAAAGGCCGACAGAGAGGGUAUUGCUUGGGGCGUUUGACAGUGUUAAAGAUUCGAAUUCGAGGUACGGACAACAGGCGAGCGGCGACGAAGGAAUGGCGUUAUCGAGCAGCAAUUCUUUCUUAAACGGAGAAAUUACCAAGACUGAAACUCCUCAUGUCAAGAAAAGACAUCGGAGAGUUAAGAGUAGCGGAGUUAAAAAUUCCGAGUAUGACGACACCGAUGCGAACGAAUUUUACAUCGUUUCUCUAGACAACAAACAAUGGCAUUUCGAUGCUUCCAAUUCCGAAGAAAGGGACGAUUGGGUGGCGGCCAUCGAACAACAGAUUCUGAAUUCGUUACAAUUAAAUGAAACGUCGAAAGCAAAGAGCAAUCCAGCCGAGGCGAGUACUAUUCAGUCGAUUAAGGCUAGAGUGGCUGGAAACGGGUUUUGUGUCGAUUGCGAUGCACAAAAUCCUGAUUGGGCAAGUCUGAAUCUCGGUAUUUUAAUGUGUAUCGAGUGUUCUGGUAUUCAUAGGAAUUUAGGAUCUCACAUUUCGAGAGUGCGAUCUAUGGAUUUGGAUGAGUGGCCUCCUGGUAAUUUAGCGGUAAUGCUAGCGAUAGGCAAUUCUUUGGCAAAUUCCGUAUGGGAAUGUCAAAUUCAAAAUAGAUCUAAACCGAAUCCUCAAAGUAGUCGCGAAGAAAGGGAAAGGUGGAUAAGAGCUAAAUAUGAACACAAAGAGUUCUUGCCGCCUCCCAACAACACUAUGCCUUUAGGUCAACAACUUAUAGAUUCUGUGUGUGCUUCGAAUAUUAAAGGAAUCAUUAGUGUGUUAGCGAGAGCAAACGCCCAAGAAGUGAAUACCACGGUAGGACCUAGAGAUUUAAGGACACCCUUGCAUUUGGCUUGUGCGAUGGGUAAUCUGGCCGUCGCUCAACUGUUAAUAUGGCAUAACGCCGACGUAAAAUGCGUAGACCAAGAUGGUCGCACUUGCUUGGCCUACGCCAAAGCGGCGGCGAGCAUCGCUUUAGCGAAAUCUCAGUCAGCGCCCGGGAUAGACCUGGAGGUUUCGGCGGCGGCUUGCAAAGCGUUGGUCGAUUUGUUGCUCUCUUAUGGUUGUCCAGAGGCGACCAGCGUCUCCAUAAGCGGCACCAUACCCAGGCGAAGAGGAAGUUAUCAAUCGGCUCCUGCGGGGCAAAUUGGCGGUUAUGAUAAGACGCCUUCUAGCGUACUUUAAGGAAUGGUAGAUAAAGUGGCUAUGCUUGCAAUAGUUCGAAAAAUAUUAAUUUGGUCUAGACAUAACGGAAUUAUAUUUCAUUCCAUUUAUUACAGAAAAAUAAGAAGGUUAACGAAAAAAAUGGGAACAGACAAAAUUUUCCUGUGUCUAAAAGGUAAAAUACUAGACUCCGACUUCCGCAAUUGAAUUUAUUUAUUUCAAUUUUUAUCGGUUGAAGAGUAAAAGUGUAAAAAAUGUAAAGCUAAAAAAGUUUGUGUCCUAGGCCGAACUGUGUAGUUCGUUUUUAAAAAGUUAGAGGGUUCCGACGAUACCAAAAAUUUGUUUGUCCACAUUUUGGCUUUCAAAAAGUGUUUUGUUUCGAGUUUUUUUGUUCAUUUGAUUGUUUUUUCAUAAUGGUACCUAUAACACCAUAAAUUUGAAAAUGAGUUGAAUCAAUUAUUCCAUUUUGUUUCCGUAUCUGAGAUUUUACCUCUUAGAGCCAUUCUCAAUUUUUUCAAUCUUAAAUAACUGGUCGAUUAUUAUCGAAGUAAUAGAGUUAAUUUUAGAUAGAAUAUUACCUAGUUCCAAUUUUUGGCAUAUAUUGCAUAAAAACAACAAAAAGUUUAUAAGGUUUUGAAAUCAUCGGACGUUUCAUAUGGAUAGACCAAAUUAAAAUUUUUGGACAACCAAUCAAUGUUUUAGUGAAAUAUUAUUUGGAAAAUUUGAUUUUUCGCACGAAUUUCAUUUGCAUUUUUUUAAAUAAUUUUGCUUGAGGAAUUUUUAGAAAAGAUACGGAUAACUGGUCAAUUUUCUGAAGAUAUUUCACGUCAUUUUUUUCCAAAAAAAGGGCUUACAGUGUAGCGUACUUUAAGGAAAAACUUUUUUGAGAUAUUUUUAUGGGGAUUUUAAUUCCUUGUGACUGAUUAAAAUUAGAAUAAAAAUUGAUCGCUUUUCGAUUUGUCAUCUUUGACCGAAUUUACCAAAAAAAAACCUCUUGAUAAAUAAUUAGCUUAGGCACAUCGAUUUGCAUAAUUUGAAUAAUAAAAGGAAUUUUUUGUUCAAUAUAUGGUAACUUUGUUACACAUUUUUGACAUCACUAUUACUAACGAAUUUCAGUAAAGUUAUUUAUUUUUUAAAUUAAUAAAAGUCCCAAAAUAUACACUGCCUUUUUUUUUAAACAUUCUAAUCCAUAUUUAUUUAUCGUUCAGACAAAUUUUGAUUUAAAAUAUUUGUUUUUUUAUUUUUAAAAAAUUCUGUCAAAGACGCUUAAAUAUCAUUUUAAACUAUUGUAGGUGUGACAAGUUAAUCAAUGUUAAAAAAAAAUACAAAAAAACUUUGCAAGAAACAAUCAGACUUUUUAAAAUAUAAUCUCACAUUUAUAUUGAGCACUGAUGUACUUAAUGUUUUUACGGCAAAUGGUACAGAAAUCACAAUUUUUUGCACUGUUUUCCUAAAAAUAAUCUUAAAUACAAAUUUUUUCAUCUACGCCUUUUUUGAAAGGACCUCAGACUUUCGUUAUGUAAAGUGGCGACCAGUCAAAUAUUCUGAAACAUUGAUAUGUUGUUUUAUUCAAUCUAGUAAUCAGAAGUGUCCAUGGGAUCCAACUCAAUCCUAUGACUAGUUUUUGAGAUAGGUGAGUUUAAAAAAAGUUGAAAAUUGCCAGUUUUUUGGAAUUUUUAUUUUCAAACUUAUGAGCUAGAUUGAAUUUCUGUUGCAUACACACGUUUAUUGUAUGUUUUAGUAAUAUAUUAGUACAUACGUACUAUUAAAAAUAUUUAUAAUUACUGGUGGUCCGCCCUGUAGAACAAAGAGGACAAUGGUGAACCCUGGGAGAGAGACUAUCUGAUGUAUAGUUAAGUUUCGUGAUAGAAUUUGGUUGAAUUUCACGGAGAUUAUGCGUCCUCCAGAAAUUCAUUUAUUUGAAAUAUUAGGUAUUGUGGGCAAUUGUUGAGGUAAAGUUUAUAAAGCAAGCCAACAUGCCAUGCGCUAUGGGAAGCUUUUUUGUUUGUUGCCGACUUAUAUCCUUUUAUGCCACAUUGAAUAUUAUUAUCCAAAUUGAUAUAUUGGAAUAAUUGCCUAAACAUUUUAUAUUAAUUUUUUCAAAAGUCUUUCUUAUUAAUAUGAUAGCUCUAUAGUUGCUGAUUUUUUUAUAAUCUGUAUUUGACUAUGCUAAUGUAAUUAUUAUUGUCUUUUUCCACUCUUUAGCAAAAUAUUGAUUUUUAGAUGUAGUAAAUAUAUUUUUAAAAUAUAGGUGUGUAUACAGGAGUACUUAAUUUUCUUAGUAUGUCCCUGUUGAUUCAAUCAUAACGGAAAAAUUUUUACCAGAAUGUAGGGUUUUGUAUCAGUACCUCUUAAAGGGAUGUUAAACUUAUUAUAUACUGAGAAAAUGGUUAGAUUUGACAUAGGAAAUUUUAAAAUAAAGGGGGUUUGUGGUUUUUGUACUUUUCUUAAAAUAAAAUGUCUUCCAAUAAAUAAAUCGCAUUGCAUAUUUUAAAGCUUAGAGUUUCACAUAUAUAAGUGGUAUUACCAUUUUCAAAAAUCAAUAGGUAAGUACGGGUUUUUUUUUAUAUUGUGAUUCUCUGUAUAAAACGCCCUGUAUAAGAAAAGAGUACUGUGCAAUAUUUUAUCGCCAAAAUACCAUAUUGAGCAAUACUUUUUGAAAAUAUGCUUCGCUUGCCUCACAGUGGAAUUAAUGAGAUUUUGCAAAAAAACUACCAUCAUACAUUUGUGAAUCACCCUGUAAUUAUAUAUUUUUGUUAUUAUACAUAUGCAAGAAUGUAUCACUAAUAGUAAAUGUGUGUAUUCAAAAUAAAUUCAAUUUAAGUAGCUCAUAAUUUUGAAAAUAAAAUAACAAAAACUGAGCAAUUUUCAACUUUAACAUCCCGUAUCUCAAAAACCAGUCAUAAUAUUGAGUCGGGUCCACUCAGACUUUUGGUUACUAGGUUGAGUACAACAACAUACAUACCGAAGUUUUAGAAAAUUUGAUAGCCACUUUAUGAUAGGAAAGUGUGGGAUCCUUUACAAAUAUUACUUAUUCGAAAUUAUUAAAAAAAAAAGUUGAUGUUUACACAAAUUUAAGCCCGCAGUAGUGCUGAUAAAAAUACUUGACGUAUGUCUCUUUUCCCACACAUCUGUCGGUUUAAAGUUAAUAUUUAAGUUUUGUGAAAAAUUGUCCACUUCGCGAAAGGUAAUUGGAUAAUGGUCGUAGAAAAAUUAUAUAUAAAUAUUUUUGUUGAUUUGACUGAUGAUUAUAAUGAAUUCACAUUCUUUAAAAAUCAGGCUCUGCUAUGAAAGAUGAAGAAGUUUGUAUUUUUGCUCAUCGUAGUCUAACAAUCGUGAUGUAAGUGAGACUACCAAAAGAUAUAAUGUUUGUACUUCGUAGUAAAAUUUUAUAAAAUGAAACGUCUCCAUAUCUAUCUCUCCCCUUUCUAUUUCUUCUGACUCUUUGUCUAUGCUUUGUUCGUUACUACUUAAGAUUAUUUAUUAAUACUGCUGUAUAUCUAUCUUUUUCUGUUAUGAUAUUUGUUUAUUUUAUUGUAUAACUUCACCAAAG